Messenger RNA from Pediculus humanus corporis (human body louse), 1371 nucleotides. RefSeq names its product Phenylalanyl-tRNA synthetase, putative. Gene Ontology annotation, molecular function: tRNA binding; phenylalanine-tRNA ligase activity; ATP binding. The transcript is spliced from 4 exons. Bases 1 to 1371 code for a protein of 456 amino acids. Gene Ontology annotation, biological process: phenylalanyl-tRNA aminoacylation. Gene Ontology annotation, cellular component: cytoplasm; mitochondrion. Lineage: Eukaryota; Metazoa; Arthropoda; Insecta; Psocodea; Pediculidae. The record is from RefSeq and is a predicted model, not a curated record.
AUGACUUUAAAAAGAUUUUUUAGCCGUAGUAAAAUUAACAAUUUUACUGCGGAUGCAGUCAAAAGCGUAAAUUUGAAAACGUUAGAACAAGAUUCUUAUACUAAUAUAAGUCCGAAAAUAAAAUCUCUUUUAAAUAAAAAUUUAUAUAACCUAGAAUAUCAUCCGUUAUGUCUUAUCAAAGAAAGAAUAUUAAAAUUUUUUCAAAAAAAUUAUGUCAAUUCUCGGGGAAAUGCCAUUUUUUCAAUUUUAGAUAAUUUAAAUCCAGUCGUGAGUGUAAAUCAAAAUUUCGAUUCUUUGCUUAUUCCAAAAAAUCAUCCGUCAAGAAGUAAAAGUGAUUGCUACUACUUGAAUAAAGAUUUUAUGCUCCGGUCUCAUAUGACCGCUCAUCAAUAUGAAUUUAUCAAAAUGGGUUUUAAUAAUUUUUUAACAGUUGGAGAUGUUUACAGAAGAGAUUCUAUCGAUUCAACUCAUUAUCCAGUUUUUCAUCAACUUGAUGGUGUUAAAUUGUUCUCACCAUUAGAGCUUUUUGCCGAGGAAGAUGAUGGGAUCAAAAAAUUUGAAAUAAUGGAAAAAGAACCAACAGCAAGAACUAAAGAGAAGCAAGAAGUUUACACAAGUGAAGCGAUUAAACUUGUUGAAAAACAUUUAAAAUCAGCAUUAGAAAAUCUUUCAAAAGAUCUUUUCGGAUCAGAUGUAAAAUUCAAAUGGGUUGACGCUUACUUUCCCUUUACACAUCCAUCUUGGGAAUUGGAAAUUUUAUUAAAUGAUAAAUGGAUUGAAAUGCUCGGUUGUGGCAUCAUAGAACACAAAAUUUUAGAAAAAGCUGGAUGUUCAGAUAAAAUUGGAUGGGCUUUCGGAUUAGGAUUGGAAAGAUUAGCUAUGAUUUACUAUUCAAUACCUGACAUAAGACUUUUUUGGUCUGAAGUACCAGGAUUUUUAAAUCAGUUCAAAAAUAAAAGUUGCUAUGAUAAAAUCACGUUUCAACCGUUCAGCAUUUACCCUUCGAGUUAUUUUGAUAUUAGUUUUUGGAUUAGUAGUAAUGAAUUUAAUUGUAAUGAUUUUUAUGAACUUACCAGAGAAGUUUGCGGUGAUAUCGUCGAAGAAGUUUCACUCAUUGAUGUUUAUAAUUGUAAAAAAACAAAUAGAACGUCAUAUUGUUUUAGAAUCGUUUAUAGAUCACUUGUAAAAACAUUCACUUUGCCAGAAUUGAGAGAAAUUCAUGCAUUUCCGUGCUUGUCUGCACUACCUAAAUUCACAACAUCUCAACUCGAUAUAAUACGUAACUUCCGGUUAUCGUUUAAUUAUCGACACAAUCAAAAUUCAAAUGUAUUAAAAAAGUAUUAUUAUUUUAAAUCAUACCAUAAUGGCUGA